This is a messenger RNA of Entamoeba dispar SAW760, 915 nucleotides long. RefSeq names its product phenylalanyl-tRNA synthetase beta chain, putative. The record is from RefSeq and is a predicted model, not a curated record. Gene Ontology annotation, molecular function: phenylalanine-tRNA ligase activity. NCBI's taxonomy places the organism in Eukaryota, Evosea, Mastigamoebida, Endamoebidae. Bases 1 to 915 code for a protein of 304 amino acids. The transcript is spliced from 4 exons. Gene Ontology annotation, biological process: phenylalanyl-tRNA aminoacylation. Gene Ontology annotation, cellular component: phenylalanine-tRNA ligase complex.
AUGCCAACAAUCAGUUGUGACAGCAAAUAUCUUUUCAAAUUAAUUGGAAAAGAAUUUACCGAAAAAGAAUUUGAUGAAGUAUGUUUCCAAUAUGGAAUUGAACUUGAUGAUGUUGUUGAAGAAGAUGGGAAAACAAUAUAUAAAAUUGAAGUUGGAGCAAAUAGAUAUGAUUUAUUAUGUGUAGAAGGAAUUGCCAUUUGUUUAAAAACAUUUUUAAAAAUGAAAGAAUUUCCAAAAUAUACAGUGAAAUCAAGUGGAAUUCAAAUUCAUGUUGGUAAAGAUGUAGAAAAAGUUAGACCAAUUUGUAUGGGUGCAGUAUUAAGAGGAAUUACAUUUACAGAAGAAAGUUAUAAGAGAUAUACUGAAGUUAUUACUUUUGUAUUAAUGUCAAUAGCUGAUGCAGCUACAAAUUUAAGAAGACCAGAAGAAGGAUUAAUUAAAUUAAAAGAUUCAAAAACACUUGAAUUCCAAACAGCAAGAAAAAGUUUAUUAUCAGGAAUGAUGAAAUGUUUAUAUUAUAAUAAAGCAUAUCCAAUGCCAAUUAGAAUGUUUGAAGUUGGUGAUACUGUCUCAUUAAAAGAAGGUAGUUUAACAGGAGCAGUUAAUAGACAACAAGUAUGUGCUUUAGUCUGUUCUCCAACUGGAUUAAUGGAAGAAAUUCAUGGGUUAUUAGAUAAAAUUAUGUUCUGUUAUGGUAUUGGAUAUAAAAACCCAAGAAAAGAAGGUGGACCACAUUAUGACAUUGUCCCUGGUAAUGACCCUGCUUACAUGGAAGGAAGAAGAGCUGAUAUCAUGAUUAAUGGAGUUAAAUAUGGUAUGUUUGGUGUAUUACAUCCUGAAGUACUUAAAAACUUUGAAGUUGAUAACCCUGUUGUUGCAUUGGAACUUUAUCUUGAUUUCCCUAAUGGACUUUAA